CUGCUGUUGCUGCUGUUGCUGCUGCUGCUGCUGCUCUGACAUGCGCUUCUUCCACUGGGCAAGCUUUUCCUGCCGCUGUCUCAGAAUCUCCUCGGGUGUGGCAGCCGGCUGUGUCGAGCUGCCGCUUUCUGUCUUCGGUGCUGGCGCAGAGACCGAUUCUGUUGCCACAGCUACCACGGCCUCAUUCGGUAUUGAUGCAGCCGGCGCAGCUGACAAAGCUGUUGAUGCCUCGGGGGAUCUGCGAGGGACAUCGCUGGUGACGGAGCGGGUCGGGGUUGCGGGGCUGGAUUGGACCAUGGGCGAGGGUGUUGUCUCCGAAAACAGUGCCGAGAGUGCGGGAUUGAGCAUCGGUGCUGACGGGGUGCUGUUGCCUUCGCGAGUACGGCCGGGACCGGCUGCAUCGAUCGACUCGAGCGACCGGGCUGGGCUAUCAUGCGCUCUUUCUUCAGUUUUGGGGCGCUUGAGGUCUCUCUCGCGGUCUCGGUGUCGAUCGCGGCUGCGAUCCUUGUUUCGAUCCCAUCCGCGCUCACGGCUGCGGUCUCGACGGUCUCUAUCUCGAUCUCUGUCUCGAUCCCUGUCUCGAUCUCUGUCUCGAUCUCUGUCUCGAUCUCGAUCCCGAUCCCUGUCUCGGUCUCGAUGCUCACGCCGCUCGUGGCUGCGGUCUCGGCUACUGCGGUGGCGGUCCGAUUUAGAGUGCUUCUUGUGCGAGUCCUUCUUCUUGACCGACGACGAUGACGAGGAAUGGUGCUUGCGUUUGCGCGAGGAGGAAUCGUGGCCGUCCGAUGAAGCAGACGAUGCCGAGCCCGACGACUCGUAUCCGCGAGAAGAGGAGCGAUGACGACCCAUCGGCGAUGAUGCUCACUGCAGCUGUGAAGCGGGAAUGCCGCGGGAGGUUGAGCGGAUGGGUGGGAGAGAAAGGAGGAGUUGGAAGGAGUUCCUGGCUGCCGAUUCGAUCGGCUUUGUGCGGUCUUGUCGCCGAGGCGCACGCGACAGAUGCAGACGAAUGCGACGCGGGUGUUUUCCUCCGUGGGGGGGAUGAUGCAGCAGCUGCGACUGCGUUGCGGUGGCGAUUGCGUUGCGGUGACGACUGCGUUGCGGUGACGAUUGCGGCAACGGCGGUCUGAUGGA
Molecule: messenger RNA, 1128 nt
Organism: Polychytrium aggregatum
Lineage: Eukaryota; Fungi; Chytridiomycota; Chytridiomycetes; Polychytriales
Exons: 2
Coding region: 41-838 (265 amino acids)
Source: RefSeq, a predicted model, not a curated record